UAUGCUUUUAUUUUACAGAUUAUUCCAGUCCCUAGUUUUCAGAGAUUAUUUGGAUUAGAAAUAUGGCAGAAAAUUUGGUUCUAAGUGAGCAGAUGAGCGAUGUUGUUUUGAAAGUGAGACACAAUGGAUAUUCAUGGAGAUUUCCGGGACAUUCCUUGUUGUUAAAUGCUCGUUCUAGUGUGCUUCGGGACAUCUUAGAACAAAGAGCAGACGAUGCCUAUGCUUCGCCGAUCACUAUUGUAGGACUUGAACCAGAAACUGCAGUGGCAAUACUCAGAUAUAUUUACUCUGGGACAUUACCUACAAAAGUAACAGCGAAUCUGAUAGCAGCUGCUGAAAAAUAUGAUCUAGAGAGUCUGAGAGAUUAUCUUGAAGAAAUGGUAAUAACAGAUCUAACCAUACAACAAGCCUGCCAAAUGCUGAAUGGAUUCGAACAUGAGCUGCCAUUGACAGACGAUUGUGCCUUGAAAACGGCCUGCUUCACUCUUCUUGAAUCACAUGCCUACACCGUUUUCGCAUCAGAUUCAGUGUUGAAUCUGAGUAAAAACACUUUACUAAGACUUUUGGAGUCAGACAAAUUAAAUGUUCCAGAUGAAUCGGUUGUUUUUUGGGGAAUAUGGCGUUGGGGUAUCUACAAUAGUUCUCGUAGUGGUCGAAGCUUGGAGGAUGGUAAUGUUUCAAGCUAUAUUCAUGAUAUUCUCAGUCUAUUACGGUAAGCAAAAUAUUUGUUU
This is a messenger RNA of Parasteatoda tepidariorum (common house spider), 731 nucleotides long. NCBI's taxonomy places the organism in Eukaryota, Metazoa, Arthropoda, Arachnida, Araneae, Theridiidae. The record is from RefSeq and is a predicted model, not a curated record.